AUGGUUAGUCAGCUCUAUGACUAUCUCUACAUUAAUGAGGAAAAGACCUGGACUGAAGCUCAGCAGUACUGCAGAGAGAACCACACUGACCUGGCCACAGUGUCUAACAUGACAGACAUGAAGAGACUCCUCAGUACCAGAGCAGGACACAUCAAGGAAGCUUGGAUUGGUCUGUAUGACCAGACAGAUGGUGACAGAACAUGGUACUGGUCUCUGCCUGGAGUGGAGUUCAAUGAAAGUGAGACAAACUGGAACAAAAAUGAACCAAAUAAUGUUAAGGCAACUCAAAACUGUGGUAUUAUAUGGAGAGAUCGAAAAUGGGGAGAUGAGUCCUGCAAUAAACAUUUCUAUUAUCUCUGCUACAAUGAUAAAGUGAUCCUGGUCAAAGAAAAGAUGAACUGGGAGGAUGCGUUAUACUACUGCAGAGAUCACUACCAUGACCUGGUCACCAUCACCAGCCUGGAUGAGCAGAGAUGGAUCCAGGAGAAAGCCAAGAACGCCUCGACUGAUUAUGUCUGGAUGGGACUGCGCUACACCUGUACUCUGGAUUUCUGGUUCUGGGUCAGUGAUGAGGUGGUCAGGUAUAAGAACUGGGCCUCAGGGGAACCAGUGGAUGACUGUGACAUGUCUGGAGCCAUGGAGACAGGAGGAGGACAUAAGUGGAGGAAAAUAAAUGAUCUAGAGGAGUUUAAUUUCCUCUGUUCAAAGUCCUAA
Cyprinodon variegatus (sheepshead minnow) is the source of this 714-nucleotide messenger RNA. RefSeq names its product C-type mannose receptor 2-like. The record is from RefSeq and is a predicted model, not a curated record. The coding region runs from base 1 to 714 and encodes 237 amino acids. The transcript has 2 exons. Lineage: Eukaryota; Metazoa; Chordata; Actinopteri; Cyprinodontiformes; Cyprinodontidae.